Messenger RNA from Caenorhabditis elegans, 869 nucleotides. It is a transcript of the gene M176.11, whose product is annotated as YhhN-like protein. The coding region runs from base 3 to 665 and encodes 220 amino acids. Lineage: Eukaryota; Metazoa; Nematoda; Chromadorea; Rhabditida; Rhabditidae. The transcript is spliced from 3 exons. The record is from RefSeq and is marked reviewed.
AGAUGUUAUCACCUGCCCAAUGUCUAGCCAUUUAUGGCGGUUCGACGGUUUUGGCGUACAUUGAAACGUCAAAAUUCGAGAAAAAUCAUCAUAUUCUUCUCAGUGCACCUCUAGUGAUCUUGUCUAUUUUGACACUUGCAACAACAAUGAAUCCAAAAGCCCGAUUCGCCACUGCCAUGUCAUUUUUAAUGUCCGCCAUCGCGACAUACUUCCAAUCAGUCAACCGUACUGGCCCAGCUUCCGCUAUCUUUUACACAAUUGCCAAUGUGUUCUAUUACUUCUCAUAUAGAGACAUUGUAACUUCAGUUUCUUCUCCAAUUGUGUUCCUAGCCGCGUGCGUUUCAUUCGGUCAAUUCCUCCACCUUCUUCAAGAUCUUCUCGUUGCCAUCCCAUUCCUGGCUACAAUCCUCACUAUCCUUCUAGCUUCUCACGUUGUGAUCCUAGCCACUUCUGCAAGUCUCUGCCAAAAUGGCCAGCAUGGAGAUUACGAUGCUCGUCAAGCAUCUACUGUUCGCUUGAUUGGUGCAGUUUUGGCAUGGCUCAGCGCUUUCCUUCUGCUGAUCAACUCGUUCCAAACUCAUACCAAAGAACUUCACUCUGUCUCUCGUAUUAUCUUCUACCUCGGAAAUGCAAUGUUGUUCAUUGCAAAUGAACGUGCUUUCUAAAUUGAAUGACCUUUUUUUAAUGUAAAAUUUUCACUUUCCUUGCCAUCUGUGUUUUAAUAAUAAUAAUGAUAAUAAUUACAGCAUUUAAGUAUUUAUUCAUAUUUAGAUUUUGUAGUGAUUGAAUCUGUUAGUGAAACUUGUUUACUAUGUAAAUAUAUUUAUACGGUUGAAAUAAUAAACUAAUAAAGUUCCUUCCAUUCACUG